AUGCCCGAAGGAAAAGGCUACUCCUACACCAGCUCUGGCACCAACAGCCAGGGCAACCACUACUGCUCUCGCGACUACGGCAAUGGCUCGAACUCGUACCACUACUCGAACAGCAACGGCUCCUACUACUACUCCAACCCCAACGGAAGCACCUACUACAACAAUGGAAGUGGUGGCUCGACUUACACUCCUCCUAGCGGUAACUCUGGCAAGAAAUGA
Molecule: messenger RNA, 219 nt
Organism: Aspergillus mulundensis
Lineage: Eukaryota; Fungi; Ascomycota; Eurotiomycetes; Eurotiales; Aspergillaceae
Exons: 3
Coding region: 1-219 (72 amino acids)
Source: RefSeq, a predicted model, not a curated record